Bactrocera oleae (olive fruit fly) is the source of this 3161-nucleotide messenger RNA. Its product is annotated as lymphotoxin beta receptor inhibitor. Gene Ontology annotation, molecular function: calcium ion binding. NCBI's taxonomy places the organism in Eukaryota, Metazoa, Arthropoda, Insecta, Diptera, Tephritidae. The record is from RefSeq and is a predicted model, not a curated record.
GUUCAGUGUAAGCAUUUUUUAAACAAUUAAUAAAAUAUUUAGUGAGGUAAUUUGAUAUUAAAUUAAGCAACUUUCGGUGUAGAAAUAAAAUAUUGAUUAUUUGAAAUAUAUUACUUGUUUUAACGAUAAAACAAAUAUAAAUUUUAAAAGUUUAGAGAUGACACUUAAGCGAUAAUCACACUUGUUUAAUUUUUUACGCUGUAAGUAAAUGUAGUCAUACACGACAUACCUGUGUUUUUGAUCGGUAAGAAUCUUUUCGCCAUACACGACAUACAGAGCCAUUUACGUUCGUCUUUCAAAGAGUAAACAUGUGCGAAAUUAAGUGGAUAAUCGAAUUUGGCCAUAUACAUACACCGAUCGUAAAAAAUCGAAAAUCUUCGCCAAAUGGAUUUGUUACAGAUUUGCAGCCGAUAAUACUAGUUACUGUUCAACUAUCGUAUAGUAUCACAGCUCUAGUGUUUUGACAUUUCAAAGUUGUAUACGUGUAUACGUGUAAAUUUCUCUGGUUUUUAUUUGACGUGGUUACUCGAUUCCCUUCAAUUUGCUAAAGGUUGCACUAAAUAUAAGAAAUAAGUCUCAAAAAUUCAAAAUAUUUAUUACACUGCCGUGCUUCCCAGCCUACCUGACGUAGGUGUGCCAAUAUGCGUCCUGAAAUCAAGUCUUUCCACCGAAAACAGUUACCAGCUUUUUCGCUGAUGCUGUUAUCGUUAAUGUUAUUUGGAUUCACAUCCGCUCAACGGGUUGCUCCAGGAGUUCCUCCACAACACUAUCAACAAGUUCCGGUGCAGCAUAAUCAGCAGCCACAAUAUCAACAGCAACAACAACAACAAAUACACCAUGCGCCAAACGUUAACCCUCAGCAUUAUCAACAGCAAGUGCAAUAUCAGCAGGUGCCCGUGCAACAGCAACAGCAAUAUCAACAACAACAACAGCCGCAAUUUCAACAGCAGCAACCACCACAACAACAGCAACAAUUCCAACAACAGCCUCCACAGCCAGUACAACAACAAGCGCCACAUGCACCUCAUCAGGCUCAUCAUGGCCAACAGCAAGUGUUGAAUGCAGCCAACAUUCAAGAUGAGAGAGCUCACAUUCAGGAGCACAUGCAGGUUCCAAUUGAUACGAGCAAAAUGUCUGAAGCAGAACUGCAAUUUCACUACUUCAAAAUGCACGAUUCUGAUAACAACAACAAAUUGGACGGUUGUGAACUCAUAAAAUCACUUAUUCACUGGCAUGAGCAAGGAAGCAAAGAGCAACCGCACAACGAACAGACGCCACAUGUGGAAGAAAAGAUCUUCUCUGAUGAAGAGCUAGUGGCAUUGAUCGAUCCCAUUCUUCAAAUGGAUGAUACGUCACGCGAUGGUUAUAUUGACUAUCCAGAAUUUAUAAAGGCACAACAAAAGGCUGUGGCAGCAUCACAACAAAAACAACAACAACAGCAGCAGCAGCAGCAACAGCAACAGCCACAAAGUGGAAAAUAAGAGAUACAAUGAAAUAUGUUUCUUAUUAUUUGUUGUUAUCCCUAUUCUACUUAAGAACUCUUAGGAUUCCAUGACAGAAUUUUUCCGGCGCAAAAUUAUGAUUAGAAUUUGUUUGUAAUUUUUUUAGUUCUUCUGUUUUUUUUUUUUAACAAUUUUUCAUUUUGAAUGUCGUCAUUACAAACAAAAGGCAACUUUUCUAUUUAAUAUAGCUGUGCGCACGAACAAAUUAUGUAUUUAGCAAAUUAAUUUCAGCAAACCUCUUUCUUCUCGAAUCUCUUUCUUUUUUGGAUACCUAAUUUAUUUAAUUAUCUUAGGUAAAUUUAUUUGUAUGUAGGUAUUUUAGAACUGUGCUCAUUACAUCUAUGGUACAUAAAAUGUGAAUAAAGUUAGAUUUUCUACAAAAAUUUAAAUAUAAUAAAUAUUCAACGAAAAAAAAAAGAAUGACAAAAAUUAAAAAAAUUAAAAAAUAUGUGCUUAACUGUUCAAUGCAAAUAAGAUAACUACAUGCUAGAAAACUGACUGAUUGUGGCACAUUUUGGCAAGAUAAUAAAUAAAAAUAUUGAAAACAAAUUUCGUGAGCAGAAGUAAGAUUUUAUAUAGAGACACAAUCAACAUUUUUACUCACCCAUCCAAACAGGGUUAGGUCUUCCAAAGAACAGCUCUAGGUCGCAUAAAAUUCGUGUCAUUUCCGGUAACGUAGAAUGGAAAUUAACACACAAAAUUUAAUAUAACUACAAUUACGAAAUAUUAAUAUUGGUUUCGUGAUCUAAAAUGUUUUUUGUUUUUGUUUAAUUAUUUUUUUGUUUUUGUUUAAUUAUUUUUUUGUUUAAUAACUAUUUAUUUGUUUAUUUUUUGUCGAUUUUUUUCGUUUGGUUUCUCAUAAAAGUUAAUUUUACUAUAAGUAGUUGUCAUAGUUUGUCGGCGCAGAUUUUGUUGAUUCAAUGUAUAUAUAUAAACAUUUCUAAGUUUUCAUUGUUUUCGUCUAUACGGCCUAGUAGUAGAUAGCACAACAUAUAUAAAUGCUUACACAUGCUCCUUCAAAAGAUACAGGUUUGGUGGCAUAUAGUGGGUUUGGUUUUUGGUGAGCUUAAAUUGGUUAAAAAGCAUGGUUUCAUCAUACUUUUGCAAAUCUAGCUUUAGUAAUAAAAAUAGAAUAACACCACAUUUUGCAUACAAUUUUCAUUCAACCAUAGUUCAAGGCGCGCACGAUAAAACGGAUGAGCAUCAUGAGACUGAGGAGGCAAAAGGCAAAAUUUACUCCGAUGAACAAUUGACUGGCAUAAUUGAUUAUGUGCUAAAGCAAAUGGAUUUGAAUAACGACGGUUACGUAGAUUAUGCAGAGUACCGCAAGAGUGAGGAUGCUCAAAUAAGUGAUGAUAACAAAAAGCCAUAAAAUUCAUAAAAUUUUUAAACAAGUGUAGAAAUUUUUUGAUUCUUUAAAUAAAAUUGUUUAGCUUUAUUUUGUACAUAUUGUUUUUUUUUUUGUUUCAAUAUUUCCAUGUUAAAUUUGUUAUGAUUUGAAAUUCUUAUGAAAUGAUAUUUUUAUUUAAAUAUAAAGAAGCGUGUUUUGCGUUAAACUAGUCACUCAGUUUUUGAGACAUCGAUCCGCAUACAUCCUUUCCUCCUCCAAAAACUGCUCAUUUGUCGGAAUAGCUGAUAUCGGACCACUAUAACUCAUAG